AAAUUGUACUUAUAACUUGUGUGAAUAUCAACUUUUUUUUUUUUUGUUAUAACGUGUUAGUGGAGUGGAAGAAAGAAAGGCUUGCCUAUCUGCAAGCGGGUGCGUUUGUUUACUUCGCGACGAAGCGUUAACUAUUGUCCGACCAACACGUCUGCUGCGUCAGUGUUUGUGUUAAGUGAUUUGGAAGGACGAUAAGGACCGAUUCAAAGACGUGUGUCUAUGGCGUGCACGUACGAUUUUGAUGACGCUUGGUCACGCUACUGAAAUAGCUCGAGCUGUUUAUAACCGUGCGUCAUAAUACAUCUGGCACCGCGGCAUUCCAGAGCAAACAUGACAACUGCCAAAGGUCCUGGAUUGUACGAGUUCCUCAUCGAAGCGGAGCUUCAGCAAUACUAUGCCGGUAUCAAGAACGAUCUCAAGGUGCAGAAUGUGCCACAACUCAAGUACGUCACCGAAGAUGACCUGCACAGCAUCGGGAUGUCGCGGCCAGAAGUCCGGCGCCUCAACAAGUACUUCCAGAAGCACUUUCCACAGAACUACCUCUCCAAGCUCAAAAAGAUGAUCCUGCCGGGCAGCCGUCGGGGCGACGAGCAGCAGGUGGCGUCGAUGGUGGCGAUGCUGCCGGACGAGGGGCCCGACAAGCCGGCGGUGCGCGUCCCCAACAAGCACAUCAUCCCCGCAGAGGCCAUCAUCGUCAACAAGGAGCUCGGCUCUGGGGAGUUCGGCGUCGUGCAGCAGGGCGUCUGGACCAACGACGGCGAGAGGAUCCAGGUUGCCAUCAAGUGCCUUAGCCGUGAGAGGAUGCAGAACAACCCGAUUGAGUUCCUGAAGGAAGCCGGCAUCAUGCACUCCAUAGACCACGAGCACAUCGUUCGUCUCUACGGGGUGGUCCUCGACACGGGAGCUCUGAUGCUGGUGACGGAGCUGGCGCCGCUGCGCUCACUGCUGGAGUGCCUGAAGGAGCCAUCUCUGCGGCCCAGUUUCCCCGUGCUGACGCUCUGCGACUUCGCCGUGCAGAUCUGCGACGGCAUGCAGUACCUCGAGGCCAAGCGGCUCAUCCACAGGGACCUUGCAGCUCGUAACAUCCUAGUGUUCUCGAAGAACAAGGUGAAGAUUUCAGACUUCGGACUCUCGAGGGCGCUGGGUGUGGGAAAGGAUUACUACCAAACCAACUUCAAUGUCAACCUCAAGCUGCCUAUUGCAUGGUGCGCCCCAGAAUGCAUCAGCUACCUGCGCUUCACGUCCGCUUCGGACGUGUGGGCGUACGGCGUGACUCUGUGGGAGAUCUUCAGUUACGGCUUCCAGCCGUGGGCUGCGCUCACCGGCCAUCAGAUCCUCGAGGCCAUUGAUGAGCCAAAUUUCCAGCGCCUCGAACAGCCGGACUGCUGCCCGAAGGAGUACUUCAACGUGAUGCUCAAGUGCUGGCAGCACGACCCCGGCAAGCGGCCCAGGUUCGCCGACCUCAUGGAGCUGCUGCCCGAGUGCAAACCGGAGCAGGUGCAAGCCGUCCAAGACUGCUGCGAGGAGCCUGCAAAGGCCAAGAGGGAGCAGCUGCUGUACCGCGUGGGUGACGUCAUCACCGUGCUCGACAAGGGGCCGAUCCCGAAUGUGUCGGGCUGCUGGAAAGGUGUCCUGAACAGUGGCAAGACGGGCCUCUUCAACCCGGCGCACACGGUCGCCUACCUGGGCUCGAACCUGCCUGCAGCGCCCGGCGGAAAGCCCGGGGAGUUCGUCCGAGGAGACGGGAAGAACCCAUACUCGUCGCGUCGGAGGCUGCGCCCGGAGAUGAUAUCGCGGCCGCAGGGCGACCUGAAGCACACCGGCCACGUGGGGCUGGACGGCUCCUACUUCGGGGACAUGUCCUUCCUCGGCGGCAAGCAAUACCAGCACCUGCCGCACCAGGUGGUGGCGCCCUACAAACCGCAGGAGGACUCGGAGCCCGCGGGUCGGGCCCCGGGGCAGGACCAAUCGGACCGCGCACCACUGCUCAAGCCGGUCCCCCAGAAGAUGGCAGACUGUGACGUGGCGCCAAAGAGCAAGGUGCAGCUGGUGACGGACCACGAGUACCACGAGAUCAGUGAUGAAGAGAGCCUGCCACCACCGGCCGACAGCCCCUGCUUUGAGAAGUCGUUUGACCUCGGGCCGAGCCUGCUGGACGAGAUGGAGUCGAUGAUCCGCGGACUCGGCAGCUCCGGUUCUGGCGCCGGCUCUGGCGCGUCCACGCCGCCCCCGCCCUCCCCACUGGACGAGACGACCAACGUCCGCAACGAGCUGCGCGAGAUCGCCGCCAAGGUCACGUCGACCACCGGCCGCAAGAAGCAGGCUACGGUGAAGCCCAUCUCGGCAUCGGACGAGAAGACUCUGGACAGUGCGAUCGCGAUGGCGCACGAGCUCGCCGCGCGCUCCAUGUCGGAGCUGGACAGCGGCGGGGGGAGUCCACCGGAGUCACCCCACACUCCAGCCGGAGGGCGACGCAAAUUUUCGUUCCGCUUCCCUGCCCCUUCUGCCUCCUCUCUGUCCGGUGGCGGCGGGGGUGACGGCGGCGGUACCGGCACGACGGGGCGUGGCCGCCGUCACGAGGUGCGGCGCACCUUCUCCGAGGAGGCGGCGUCCAUCCCGGACAUUCAGACUCUGAUGUCCACCAGUGUGAGUUGCACACCACCACCGAGCCCUGCCCACGAUAUACCGUUUGCAACGGUGGCCCUCUGGUCUAAAGCCUCCACAGAGUUCUGUUUUGCGAGAUGUCGCGAACUGCUCGAGACGACCCCGCGUGCGGACGGCGGUCUCGCAAGUUCGCCGUCUGCCGCUUUGCGACUGGGGGACGGAGAGACGGGUGGCGGUACCGAGUCGCCGGACGGGACUGACGGUGGCGGAGCGACGUGUCGGGAGCAGUUUGAUAAAUCUGGGGCCGGACGUGCAGUGGGAGGGAGUGGAAGUGGCAGCCGCAAUUCGGCAGACUGCACCGAGUACGUACGAGCUCGGACGAAAUACGGGCUGCCGACGCCUCCCGCGUUCCAGCCCCGCCGUGCGAAAUCUGUGACGCGGGGACCACUUGCCGACUUUUCUGAUUCUGGUGGAAGUAAAGAAGUUUUAAACGGUUACGGCACGUUUUCUAGAGACUGUGAGAGGCCACCGAGUAAACAAAUUGCGAGGAAGUGUUCGGGUCACUCUGGUGUCAAACUUUCUCACGAGAACUCAGUUUUUGAGCUAAAGAGUACGGGAGCCGGCAGUCUCGACUCCCCGUGUGCCGACAGACGGAAGGAAAUCUCUGCCGAGGUGGAGAACUCCAGGAAAGCCGUGUCGGCCGGAAACAGUCCUCGGAGACUGAAGUUCCCCGUAUCUGCGAAGCCUGCGACGUCCGUGUCGGCUGACCACUCGCUGAGAAGUCUAGCGGUGGUGGACAAUUUUGGUAAGCUUGACGUACGGGCUGAGCAGAAAGGACAGGUGAUAGGCAGGGUGGCAGACAGCAGAAGAAGUGGACAUUCCACAGAGCUGCCGGGGAAACAGUACGUGAGAAAUGUGAUGUCAAACCUCGGCAGUAAGCUGCCGUUCGCUAAAAGCUGGCAGCAGCAAAAGCUCACCAGGAGCCAACCGGAGGUAUCUACCGGUGCGGUCGACGUGCCGGGAAGAAAUUUCGGUUUGCGCGGUGCGAGGAGGAGGAGGAGCAGUGUCGUGGGUGCCGAAAUGUCUCGAAGUACGGAGAGUGCCGACCGUAGAGGAGCUUCCGGAGGGAACUGCACCCCCUGGGAAGUCCGUCCUUCCGAAUCGGGGCUGCAGAGGUGUAGCGAGGACGGGCUGCUCGGCAGAGCGAGGAGUCACUCCUCACCGUUCGAUACUAAUUCGUGCGGCCAACGUAUUCGUACGAGAGACACCCGGCUGGCCUCGGUCGAAUGUGGUGCGUACGGAGAGCGUCACACGAGAAACUGGGACGGGGCAUUUGAAAGACAAAUUCACGGCGGUGCACGAGAACCUUUUGACGCACCACAUCUGUCGGGAGGCUGCCGAGAUGUGGGCAAUUACGUAAGUUCGGGAAUUCUCGACGGAUUGUACUGGCCGAAGCUAGCCGUGGGCUAUUCGUGUGACGAUCGGUGCGAAACGUCGCUCGGUGUGAGAAACUGUGGCCAGAGCUCCUUGCGUGAGGAGUCGACUUCCUACAGCGUUCAGUGCCAACCGGUGAGCGAGUUCUCUCAGGGUACACAAACGGAGGGACACGACCGGAACGACAGCUCCCUCUUCCGCACGUAUUCUAAAGUGAACGAGGCUUCCGAAGCAAAUGCUUCUCCGAUUGCCAAUAACAGCCUUACUCAGGUGUUUUCAGAAAGAGUUGUCCGUGUACCGGGAGCUGCCAACACCCUAGUAUUCAGUAGUUAUCACAGUGACACAGCAGAUUGUGGUAGGUAUCUGGGAAAUUCGGCUUCACCGAUGCGAGACGGUACCUCACUGGGAACUACUUGCGAAAUUAGUUCCCCGGAAAGUUUAAUUAGCGGAAUACCGAAGAGUUUUCCCAGAGGGAGAGGAAGAGAGAGGAGAGAGACCGGUAGUGGAAGCAGGAGAGUGGUCCCACCGCUGGGCUCGGAGUUUCCCCACCCGCCUUCCACCACCUCGUCCUCGUCGUCGUCUUCCUCCUCCUCGUGGGACGGCUCGGAGCCUUGGGACCUGACCCCGUACCUGCGACGCGUCCCCACCGUCCCGGCAGCACUGUCGGACGUCGCAGUUGCAGUGAGGCACGUCCCAGAGAGGCCCUCUUCGUCGUCCACGCUCUCCCUGACCACCACGGGCUCUUCCACGUCGCAGCCGCAGCCACUGCCGGCGCCCAGGGCCCUCGGAGCACCGCCUCCGCCCCCGGCGCAGGGGAGACCUCGUAGCAGGGAGUUGCAGACUGGCUCGGAGGACGAGGGACCGUCGCCGAGCCCGACGUCCAGCGACGGAGCCAACCCGAUCCCGCUCCCACCGCGCGACCGUUCGCGGCCUCCCGCGCCUUCCAAGCCGCGCCACCAGCGGAAGCACCCGCUCAUCAUCCCCGGCGGGGGCGUGUCGCGGACGCUGGCACGCCUCGGCAGUGUAGACUCCGACGAGGGGGCGGACGAUCGCGACCGACUGUCGCCGCAGCUACAACGGCGGGGUCACUCGCCGCCCCCGCGGCUCGACGAAGCGGAGGAGGAGGAGGGCGGUGACACGUCGGAGCAACCUCGUAACGGGCAGGUGGCGACAGAGACGACGGCCGACGCUGAUAGGACGGGCAGCCCCUGUGACGGGGACGACAGCUUCGAGAGGCACAUUGCGGACGAGCUGGAGGCGCUGGACGCGAUGGAGGAGGAGCCGGGGGUGGGCGCGGGAGCGGGCCCACGGCCGGACGGCCACGCCGUCUCGUGCGAGGACCUGCUGGAGUUCGCGUCGCCGCGGACGGCGGGCCCGAGGCGCGGCGCCGACUCCGACGAAGUCCGUAUCAUGCGGAAAGUCCUCGGCCCCGAGGCCGCGGGCCCGGCGGAGCUGUGCGUGUCGGCGCUGGAGGCGGCGGGCUGGGACGUGCACCGCGCCAUCAAGCUGCGCCGCCUGCACGCGCUGCUCCUGCACCACCGCGGGGGCGGCGGCGAGGGGGAGGGAAAAUUGUGUGCCAAGUUACAGAACAAAGCAGUGCUCGAGCAUAUGCAUUUCGACUACCAGAAUCUUUUGGGCUCCAACAAAUGUGUGUAUGUGAAUGGCCUCGAUUGCUCUGAGUGA
Messenger RNA from Schistocerca nitens (vagrant locust), 5721 nucleotides. RefSeq lists its product as uncharacterized. Gene Ontology annotation, molecular function: protein tyrosine kinase activity; ATP binding; protein binding. The transcript has 23 exons. The record is from RefSeq and is a predicted model, not a curated record. The coding region runs from base 331 to 5721 and encodes 1796 amino acids. NCBI's taxonomy places the organism in Eukaryota, Metazoa, Arthropoda, Insecta, Orthoptera, Acrididae. Gene Ontology annotation, biological process: protein phosphorylation.